This is a messenger RNA of Cucumis sativus (cucumber), 1749 nucleotides long. RefSeq names its product scopoletin glucosyltransferase. Lineage: Eukaryota; Viridiplantae; Streptophyta; Magnoliopsida; Cucurbitales; Cucurbitaceae. Bases 162 to 1616 code for a protein of 484 amino acids. Gene Ontology annotation, molecular function: UDP-glycosyltransferase activity. The record is from RefSeq and is a predicted model, not a curated record. The transcript has a single exon.
CUCACUGCUUAUUAAAGAUUUAAAUUGGAAAUUGAGUCUCCAAUCCAAGUCUGAAUUUUUAUGUGUAUGUCUAUAUAUAUCUCUACUUCCCUCGUCUUUUUUCUUCACAAAUUUCUCUUCUCUUCUCCAACUUUCCUUCUUCGUUUCUUCAAUCUGUUUAAAUGAGUACCCAUGACAGUGUGCUUCACAUUUUCUUGUUCCCUUUCUUGGCUCAAGGCCAUAUGAUCCCCAUCGUCGACAUGGCCAAAUUAUUGUCUUCUCGUGGUAUCAAGAUCACCAUCGUCACCACCCCUCUCAAUUCUAUCUCCAUCUCUAAUUCAAUCAAAAGCUCCAAAUCCUUAUAUGCUUCCAAUAUUCAUCUUCUCAUCCUCAAAUUCCCUUCUGCUGAAGUUGGCUUACCAGAUGGGUGUGAAAAUCUUGAUUUCGUUAUAAGUCCUGCCAUGAUCCCCAAAUUCAUCUCUGCUUUGAAUUUGCUUCAAACCCCAUUUGAGGAGGCUGUUAUGGAACACCGCCCCCAUUGUAUUAUAGCCGAUAUGUUCUUCCCUUGGGCUAAUGAUGUUGCUGCUAAAGUUGGAAUCCCAAGGCUCAAUUUCCAUGGCUCUUGCUUUUUCUCCUUCUGUGCUUCGGAGUUUGUCAGGAUUCACCAGCCUUACAACCACGUUUCGUCCGAAACGGAGCCUUUUCUCAUUCCCUGUCUACCCAGAGACAUUACUUUCACGAAAAUGAAACUUCCUGAAUUCGUGCGGGAGAAUGUAAAAAAUUAUUUAAGUGAAUUUAUGGAGAAGGCACUAGAGGCAGAGUCGACGUGUUAUGGGGUUGUUAUGAAUAGUUUUUACGAGUUGGAAGCAGAGUAUGCAGAUUGCUAUAGAAAUGUCUUUGGAAGAAAGGCUUGGCAUAUUGGCCCACUUUCUUUAUGCAAUAAGGAAACCGAAGAAAAAGCUUGGAGAGGAAAUGAAUCCAGCAUUAACGAACACGAGUGCUUAAAAUGGCUUGAUUCGAAGAAAUCCAACUCAGUUGUGUACGUGUGCUUCGGAAGUAUAGCGAACUUCAGUUUCGAUCAGUUGAAGGAGAUUGCAAGUGGGCUUGAAGCUUGUGGAAAAAACUUCAUAUGGGUGGUGAGAAAAGUGAAAGGAGAAGAAGAAAAAGGGGAGGAUGAGGAAUGGUUACCAAAAGGGUUCGAAAAGAGGGUGGAGGGAAAGGGGAUGAUUAUAAGAGGAUGGGCACCGCAGGUUUUGAUACUGGAACAUCCGGCGGUGGGUGGAUUUGUGACACACUGUGGCUGGAAUUCCACACUGGAAGGAGUGGUUGCCGGAGUUCCUAUGGUGACGUGGCCAGUAUCGGGGGAGCAAUUUUACAAUGAAAAACUAGUGACGGAGGUGUUGAGAAUUGGAGUUGGUGUUGGGGUUCAGAAAUGGGUGAGAAUUGUGGGGGAUUUCAUGAAAAGGGAAGCUGUGGAGAAGGCAAUAAAUAGAGUUAUGGAGGGAGAAGAAGCAGAGGAGAUGAGAAACAGAGCUAAAGAAUUUGCUCAAAUGGCAAGGAAUGCUAUUGCAGAAAAUGGAUCAUCUUACUCUGAUUUGGAUGCUUUGAUUAAAGAAUUGAAAUGGUUGUCAUUUUGAAAUUUAUAUAGGACUACCCAUCCAUAAUGAAAGGUGGUAUAAACAAUAUUUGUUUUUUGUUGUUUUAGGUUACAAUGACAAAGUUUAAAUAGCAGUUGAAGUGAAAUUGAAUGAAGUCAUAAAUUUAAAAUUA